This is a messenger RNA of Cryptotermes secundus, 2687 nucleotides long. RefSeq lists its product as uncharacterized. The transcript is spliced from 5 exons. The record is from RefSeq and is a predicted model, not a curated record. Bases 10 to 1923 code for a protein of 637 amino acids. Lineage: Eukaryota; Metazoa; Arthropoda; Insecta; Blattodea; Kalotermitidae.
ACCGUGAGCAUGGUGUUCCCUGUGCUGCUCCUGCUGUCUGCGAGUUGGGCCGCGGCUGCGCGCGACUGUCGCCCAGAAGACGUGCAUUUCGAGCUGAUCACGGGUUACGUUUACAGCGCUCCCGGCGAGAUCAUAACGACCAGCCCUGGCGUGCUGCUUCUCAGGGAUUGUCUGGAACAGUGUCGCCUCAAUGACUUGUGCCGGGCCAUCAACUUCGAGACGGGACUCUGUGUACUGUUCGCCGGAAGCCACGCCGAUCAGCCAGGAGCUCUCACGAAGUCCCAGUUCCCUGUGUUCACCAUAUUCGCCCAGAAGACCUGCAUAAGGGCGCCGUGUGCCCGGCCAUGGCUAUUCGAAGUGGUGCGUGGUCAUGAACUGCGGACUUACAUACGUCACAGACGUCGCGUCGGAUCUCGUCGAGAGUGUAUGGAGCUCUGCCUCCAGGAACGUGAGUUCACGUGCAGGUCAGCGAACUUCAACCACGAGACCGGGGACUGUGCUCUGAGCGACAUGGAUAGGUUCACCGUGUCCGGACUGAACAGUCUGACGGCUGAGGAACGCGUGGACUACAUCGAGUCCAACUGCGUUAGCGACCCCCUCAAGAUGUGUGACUUCACCCAACUCAAUGGACGCAUACUGAAGACCGUGGACAGCAUCCAUCAGGACGUGGCUAGCCUGGAGCAGUGCCGCAAAUUGUGUUUACAAGCGCCAGAUUUUCGCUGCCACACUUUUGACUUUGGAGACACAGGUUCUGGCGUGUGCCGCUUAUCGCACCACGCCACACCCAGCCUGCAGCACAUCGAGGAACCUUACCUCGACCUAGAAUCAGCGACGACGUAUCAACUGACGGCAUGCUACAAUGUGACAGUUGACUGUCGAGCGUCCGACAUGGUGGCCAGAAUCAGAACUAACAAGAUCUUCAACGGUAAGGUUUAUGCCAAGAACCGUCCGAACUCCUGCGUGACCGACGUUGUCAAUGACCUGGAGUUCGAUCUGAGGCUGGGGUACCAUGACCUCAAUUGCGACGUCAGGCAGGAUGCUCUUGGUAGAUUCAGCACCGACAUUAUCAUCCAGCACCAUGACCAGAUUGUAACAAGCCAGGAUGUUGGGCUCUCUAUUAGGUGUUCUUAUAAUCUUCAGAAUCGCAGUGUAGGACAUGGUAUGGAACUCCAAGUGAGCGGUGAACCGGAUGAAAAUGAGGAGAAUGCUUAUGUUUUGUCGCCCACAGUCACCAUGCGAAUUACUGAUCGUCAGGGUCAGGACAUUCAUACUGCUCAAGUUGGUGAUGCCCUAAGUCUACGAUUUAACAUCCUUGAUGAAGACACACCAUACCAGAUAUUUGUCCGAGAACUUGUAGCUUUAGAUGGUGUUGACUCUAGUGAGAUUCUCCUCAUAGAUAGCUUAGGUUGUCCUACAGAUCCAACUAUCAUGGGACCCAUUACAACUGUAGACCAAGCAGCUCGAUCCCUUCAGGCUCCAUUUGAUGCAUUCAAAUUCCCUACUUCAGAUGUCGUGCAGUUUAAAGCUUUGGUGACUCCAUGUCUUCCAUCAUGUGAACCAGUUUUAUGUAAUGUGGAAGAUUAUUAUGGGAUAGAACGCAAGGUUGAUUCAUAUGGAAAGAGGAGACGAAGACGAAAUAUUAAUGCGACGAGUGACGAAGAUAUGCUGUUGGUUCAGAGUAUACGGAUUGCUGAUAAGUUUAAGUUUAAGAAAGAGAUGGAAGAUGAAAGGAACAGAGCAAGAUUAACUGAAAGAAGUGGGGAGCAUCCAUUCUGUAUGAACAUACUUGGGCUUGCGGCUGCUGCUACUAUUUUCCUCUGCACUCAGGUGCUUUUGGCCAUGGUGUGCCUCUGGCAACGUAAAUGGAGAAAUGACAAUACACCAUAUCAUGAUAGGCGCCACUUAUAUCACCGUGGAUACUGAACUUAUUAUAACAAGUGGUACAUUAAUUGUUUAAUAGAAUAUACAGUAGGCUCCUAAUUAACUGGGGGUAUAUUAUCCAGGGGCUCUGUUUAGAAAACUGACUGGUGUGUCCAAUGUCAAAAGAUAUUUGUUUCGAUUCUCUUUUACCAAUAAUGUUCAAGUAAAAUAUGCUUACAAAUGUAUGUGUUGUUUUACAAACCCCAAUUCAGAAGUUAGUUACAUGUUCUUUUUGCUGAUUAUCUGGGGAAAUUAAUUUUGUUAUCAACUCUGAAUAAUCAGGAGUGUACUGUAUUUUAUCAGGAUUCAAGUCGGAAGCCAAAGAACUGGUUCAGGAUAAAGACUUUGGAAGUGUUCUGAAUUUGACAUGGCAAACUGAAGAAUGCAGAGGCUGGCAAAUCAGAGGAAGAAGGACAACUUUCUCCCUUGCACCCACUUCUGGUAUUCUUGAUUCAGGAUACUUCCUACCACUUUACUUGUAGAUCAAUGGACAGAGUAGCUGACUAAGAUAAGUCUAAAGUUUCCAAAUGAUUACUGGUUACAAAAUAUAUUACAAGGAUGUCAUUAUUACAAAAUUCUGAACUCUGAAAUUAAUAGAUAUUCACUGUAAAUCUGGAUGUUUUGUUAAUUUAAUCAAAGGAGUAAAGUAAUUGUCAUUUUGAGAAUGAAUCACUUAAUUGUACUGAUCAGUUGUAACAACUAAGAAGAACCCACAUGCAUUCAAAUAGUUUUUUUUUAUUACUAGUGGAAUGGGAUUUUUUUAUUGC